AUGGCCCAAUUACACAUCACCGUCGUUAGGCAUGCCGAAACGAACGCAAAUUUAAAUCAUAUUUUACAAGGGCAAAUAGAUACUAAGCUUAAUAAAAAUGGAAGGGAGCAGGUAGAAUUGAUUGCACGAAGAUUGCGAAAAAUGAAAUUUGAUCAUAUUUAUUCAAGCGAUUUGUAUCGGGCGAAGAAGACAGCUGAAGGUAUUGCUAAACAUCACCCGAAUAUACCGUUCACAACAGACAUUCGGAUUCGAGAACGGGACAUCGGAAGACUUAGCGGCUUGUCCAUAUAUCAGGCCUUGGACUUAAUAAAAGAGGAAGAAUCUUCAUGGAAUGAUUAUGGCGAACCCGAAGGAGAUUUUAAGGCCCAGGUGGUCGACUUCUUUGAAGAAAUUGUUGAAAAGCACCUACCCAAAAACGGCGAAUACCGAAAACAAUUGCUGAACACUGAUCCGGACGCAAAACGCAAUCCACAUAUUUUGAUAGUUACUCAUGGUGGUGUCAUUAACAAACUUGUUAAGGAGCACCUGAUUAUGGACCUAGGAUUUUAUGUUAAAGAUUACCUGAGCAUGAAACAUAAGGCGAAGAAUACCAGUGUCACAAAGUUCGUUGUGAGGAGAAUCGAGAAGCCUACUAUUGGUACGACCAUCGAUGAUGAGGAUGCAAAGAGCGUGGUCAGUAAUAACACUACGGAGAAUGAGAGCAAUGACGGUAAUAAUAGUGUAAAAGAUGAUGAUAGCGGUUCAGAGAAGGCUCUCUCCACACGAAGAACCGUUGAACGAAAAAUUCGAUUAGAAGGAGAGAUUACACUCUGGAAUU
Messenger RNA from Acaulospora colombiana, 817 nucleotides. The record is from the annotation of a GenBank genome assembly. Lineage: Eukaryota; Fungi; Glomeromycota; Glomeromycetes; Diversisporales; Acaulosporaceae.